Chelmon rostratus (copperband butterflyfish) is the source of this 858-nucleotide messenger RNA. RefSeq names its product cholesterol 25-hydroxylase like 2 (gene ch25hl2). The transcript has a single exon. The record is from RefSeq and is a predicted model, not a curated record. The coding region runs from base 1 to 858 and encodes 285 amino acids. Gene Ontology annotation, biological process: cholesterol metabolic process; sterol biosynthetic process. Lineage: Eukaryota; Metazoa; Chordata; Actinopteri; Chaetodontiformes; Chaetodontidae. Gene Ontology annotation, molecular function: C-4 methylsterol oxidase activity; iron ion binding; steroid hydroxylase activity.
AUGAGCACAGGCAGGUUACUCAGAACUGAGGCUUUAUCCUGGAUGUCGGAUGAGGACAACAUGACCGCGGGCCAGUCCCAGGGCUCCAUCCUGCAGCCUUUCUGGGACUACCUCCACCAGAACCACCACGACCUCUUAAGGAGCCCUCCCUUCCCCGUCUUCCUCUCCGUCACCACCUACUUCUUCCUGGUUGGUCUUUACACCGUGCUGGACCUGCUGGCUCCCACCUGGCCCUGCAUCAACCGCUACAGGCUCCACCCCGACAGACCCGUCACCUGGCCUAACAUCUGGACUACGCUGGGCGUCACCGUCUACAACCACCUGCUCUACAUCUUCCCUGCCACGGUGGCCCAGUGGCUGUGGAGGCCGCCCACCCCGCUGCCCCGUGAGGCACCCACAUUCUGGAGCUUCUCCCUGGGCAUCCUGGGCUGCAUGGUGGUCUUCGACUUCCAGUAUUACCUGUGGCACCUGCUGCACCACCAGGUGCCGUGGCUGUACCGCACCUUCCACGCCGUGCACCACCAGUACAACCAGACUUUCAGCCUCGUCACCCAGUACCUCUCUGGCUGGGAGUUGUUCAGCCUGGGGUUUUGGGCUACGAUAGACCCCAUCCUGCUGCAGUGCCACUGCCUCACAGCCUGGAGCUUCAUGGUCUUCAACGUCUACGUCUCCAUCGAGCAGCACUGCGGCUACGACUUCCCGUGGGCGCUGCACAACCUGGUGCCCUUCGGCCUCUGGGGCGGCGCGCCCAAGCACGAUGCCCACCACCAGCGGCCCGGCACCAACUUCGCCCCGUUCUUCUCGCACUGGGACUGGCUGGGGGGAACCCACGCCGCGCCGGAGAGCCGGACAAGAUGA